Vicia villosa (hairy vetch) is the source of this 492-nucleotide messenger RNA. RefSeq lists its product as uncharacterized. Bases 1 to 492 code for a protein of 163 amino acids. NCBI's taxonomy places the organism in Eukaryota, Viridiplantae, Streptophyta, Magnoliopsida, Fabales, Fabaceae. The record is from RefSeq and is a predicted model, not a curated record. The transcript has a single exon.
AUGAUGAAGUUCCAUAAGAUUCUCUCCUCCCUAGUUUUGAUCAAUGUUGCUCUUUUGGUAUUGUUUAUUAAUAAUGCCAAAACAAGUGCGACCCGCUUUCACUCAACAACAAUUGAAGCAAAUGGUGAUUUAAUGCUACCUGAAAAAGUUAAUCAAUUUGGAAGACAAGGCCGAACAGGUUUUGCUCAUAAUGUUUAUUUCAACACACGAGAAAGGUUAGGAGAUCAUAGUAGAAGCCAUUAUCAUUCGUUUCAACCUGGUAAUGGUGGUCGUAUUUUAAGACUAACCCCAUCAGGCCCAAAUGAAAAACAUAAUCCCAUAACCCCUGCUGGUAAUGUUGGUCGUAUUUUAAGACUAACCCCAUCAGGCCCAAAUGAAAAACAUAAUCCCAUAACCCCUGCCGGUAAUGUUGGUCAUAUUUUAAGACUAGCCCCAUCAGGCCCAAAUAAAAAGCAUAACCCUAACAUCCCUGGUGCACAUAUUAAUGUUUGA